Messenger RNA from Zingiber officinale, 863 nucleotides. Its product is annotated as pathogenesis-related protein PR-1-like. The record is from RefSeq and is a predicted model, not a curated record. The transcript has a single exon. Gene Ontology annotation, cellular component: extracellular region. Bases 80 to 592 code for a protein of 170 amino acids. NCBI's taxonomy places the organism in Eukaryota, Viridiplantae, Streptophyta, Magnoliopsida, Zingiberales, Zingiberaceae.
CUCAAUCUAUAUCUACUCCCACUACAUAGUGAGGCAUUUUAACAAAUAGGUACGGGGCGUUAGCUCACUCACCUCGGUCAUGGUGAACUCCAAGGUUCCCUUUUCCCUGCUCCUCGUCGUGGGGUUCCUGCUCUGUUGCGGCCAGGUCCAGGUCGGUGCCAGGCGGCGUCCGCGACCGGCGGCAGCGACGCAGUUCCUGCGUUCGCAGAACGCGGCGAGGGCGGCGGUUGGGCUGCCGCCGCUGUCGUGGGACGCGCGGCUGGCGCGGUACGCGGCGGCGUACGCGGGGGCGCGGCGGCGGGACUGCGCGCUGGUGCACUCGAGCGGGCCGUACGGGGAGAACAUCUUCUGGGGGAGCGGAGCGCGGUGGCGCCCGGCGCAGGCGGCGGCCGCCUGGGUCCGCGAGCGGCGCUGGUACCACUACGGCUCCAACUCCUGCUCCGGCCGCGAGUGCGGCCACUACACGCAGAUCGUGUGGCGGAGCACCCGCCGCCUGGGCUGCGCCAUGGUCGAGUGCUCCGCCCGGCGAGGGGUCUUCGCGGUGUGCGAAUACGACCCACCGGGCAACUACAUCGGCGAGAAGCCUUAUUAACCGCCAAGUUUUCCCCGCUGUAAAUGCCUCAAAGAUCGCCUAAUCCAUCUCAAUACUCGUUCAAUUUGAGCCCUCGAUUCUCGCAUCGUCCAUAAAUUCGAUCAAUUGUGGAAUAAAAUUGGAAUCCAACGGCGACAGGUGGUCGGUGAUCUUCACUCGGUGGCACCAGCAAUUGUAGUUGGCGUUGUAAUGAAGUUACAGAGUAGCAUGUGAAUGUUGGGAGUUGGGACCAAUAAACUUAAAUUUUGGGCUUUAAAUGCUUAAUAAUCUC